Aspergillus homomorphus CBS 101889 is the source of this 1361-nucleotide messenger RNA. RefSeq names its product pirin family protein. The transcript has a single exon. The record is from RefSeq and is a predicted model, not a curated record. Bases 199 to 1299 code for a protein of 366 amino acids. Lineage: Eukaryota; Fungi; Ascomycota; Eurotiomycetes; Eurotiales; Aspergillaceae.
GAUCCAUCCGCCUUUAUUCCCGUAACGGUGGAUCAGCCCAGCCAAAUCUCCCCCGUGCGCAAGUCCGCAUGGGGGUUUACAUGCUUACUCGACCCAUUAUAAGAAUUUACUAAAAACUAACAAGACAAUUUUCGCUUCCAGGAAGAUUCUACAGUUUUCGUACACCCCAUUGAACCCCGUGUAUAAAUUCCCUCGUGCAUGCCUCCCCACAUGAAACUCCUCUUUUCUUUUUUCAUCGGCAUCAUUGCUAUACUAUACACUGCGAGUUAUCACAACUACAAUCUUCUUGAUCUAAUACUCCCCUCCAAAUACACAACUCAACAGCCCUCCACCGCCGCCACCACUACUACUAAUACCACCACACCAAUCAUAAUCCCACCCACCAACAAAAUGACUCUCCCGCGAAGCAUCCGCCAAGUCUUUCUAGCGAUCGAGCAAGCGGAAGGCGCAGGGGCGCGAGUGCGGCGGUCGAUCGGCACGCAAAAGCUACGACACCUGAGCCCGUUCCUGAUGCUGGACCACUUUACGAUCGGCAAAGGGGCGGGAUUUCCGGACCAUCCGCACCGGGGCCAAGAGACGAUCACGUACCUGCUGUCGGGCGGGGUGGACCACGAGGACUUCGCGGGCAACCGGGGCACGAUCGGGCCGGGCGACCUGCAGUUCAUGACGGCGGGCAAGGGCAUCAUGCACGCGGAGAUGCCGCACGAGAACGCGGACGGGUCGCCCAACGUCGGCAUGCAGCUGUGGGUCGACCUGCCCAAGGACCUCAAGUACUGCGAGCCGCGCUACCGCGACCUGCGCAGCGACGAGAUCCCCCGCGCCACUGCCGACGACGGCCGCGUCACCGUCAAGGUCAUCUCCGGCCAGUCGCACGGCGUCGACUCUGUGCGCGACCUCGCCUACACCCCCGUCUGGUUGCUGGACGUCUCGAUCCAGCCCGGCGGCCGCGUGCGCCAGGCCCUCCCGCUCGGCUGGAACGCCUUCGCCUACACCUUGAAGGGCACCACCGUCUUCGGGUCCGGCGAUCAGACCCGCUCCGUCAAGGAGUUUCACAACGUCGUCUUCGAGCAGAAGGGCGAGUUCAUCGAGGCGUCCGUGCCGGACAAUGCCGAGGAGGAUGGCCGCUUCUUGCUCGUCGCCGGCCAGCCGCUCGAUCAGAAGGUUGUGCAGUAUGGCCCCUUCGUCGUGACCAGUGAGGAAGAGGUUUACCAGGCCAUGAUGGACUACCAGACCGCGUCGAAUGGGUUCGAGAAGUCGCGCGGCUGGGAGAGUGAGAUUGGAAAGAGAAUGGCCUAUUAGACUGUUUUGUUCCUUUUGUCUGUACCGUUUAGCAAAUUGGCGUUUAGGAUUGUUUUGGGCGG